Molecule: messenger RNA, 3475 nt
Organism: Cyprinodon tularosa
Lineage: Eukaryota; Metazoa; Chordata; Actinopteri; Cyprinodontiformes; Cyprinodontidae
Gene: gpbp1l1
Product: GC-rich promoter binding protein 1-like 1
Exons: 12
Coding region: 1534-3021 (495 amino acids)
Biological process (GO): positive regulation of DNA-templated transcription; DNA-templated transcription
Cellular component (GO): nucleus
Molecular function (GO): DNA binding; RNA binding
Source: RefSeq, a predicted model, not a curated record
UGAGGCUGUUCGAAUCCCUCAGUGCCAGAGCCAGUCGUAAGCGCACCUAAAACCCAAACAAACGUAGACAGCCCGAUUUUCGAAGAAGUUUGCAGAUAUAGAAAGAAGUCGCGUUCUUUGUGUUAACGGACUCCCUGCGUAUGCGAAUCCCUCUCUACUUGAGACCACCUUGCUACUGAGAAGAUCCAGUCCGUUCCUGCGAGCAGUUGGCAAGACCGGUGAAACUUUCACUGAAGCAGCGAGUCUUGGAGAUCAUAAUUAAAGAAGGAGCAACCCACUUUGCAAACGUUGGAUACAUGCUGUUUUCUAGCAUCUGCUUUUGCUUAAUUGAUAAAGAAGCUGACCAAGCCGCUGACCACAGACUCUGUUUUUGGACUAGUUUAGUUGUCGAUAAAUGACACCCGUCAAGGCCUUUUGACAUUGUACGUCUAUGAAAUCAGGUAGAAAUCUUCCAUGUCCACCAGUCAGAAAACUGCAGCUAGUUAAAUGGGCAUCUUUCAAAUGUGAUUAUAUGAAUUACAAAGAUCAAACUGGCAUUAUGACGUAUCACUCAGCAGCAUCUCUAAUUCACUAGCCUGAACUGAAAAUUUCAGCGAUGUAACUUUGAGCUUUACCUAUUUCCUUGUCAUGUGACUUUGCGUUGCUAAAUCUUUUCUUUAAACUCUGACGGUCUUUUCACCAUUUUGAUGAGGUGAACGGUGGCUUUAAGUGACCUCCAUUGCCAAUAAAAGACUGUCUCUGAAUACAUUUUUCUUUAUUGCAUGCCUAAGUAGAUUUGAAAAUGAUUCGGUGAAGGGCUAAUCGACUCUGUAGCGUACUGGCACACAGUGUGGCAGGGCAUUGCCUGUCUCUCUUCCUCUGUUGGGUGUCAAAAGUGAGGACUGCUUCGCAACUGUUGUCCAUGAUUGAAGGGACACGGUUUCCACUCUUUCCUUACGCUAAAAAGAAGACUGAAUAGCUUUUCACCGCCUCGGGGGACAAAUCACUUUUCUCAUCGAAUCAUUUUGCCAAUCACUUUUACACCCAAUCAAGUUUGAGUGUUUUUUGUUCAUGACAAUAGGGGCAGGCGCUUCCAAAACAUUAAAGAUAUAAUUUUGCAACUAAAAACAAAAGUUCCGGGGACAUAACACAACAGGUUUCAAUCAAAGAGUGCAGAAGGAAGUGAUUCAUUUCACAUUCAAAAUAGAAAACCCGUUCCCGAUAGACUUCCUUUCCGGUACACCACUCGAUUAGUUUUCUGGAUCAGCGUUUCCGGAUCAUUCCAACAGCCACUUUUGACUGUUUCAUCCUGGACGAAGGGAUCUACGUCUGGAGAAAGGGACUGCACUGUCCUGGUCGAGGUGGAGUGGGGGUUUUGUUUGCACCGCUUCCCAUCUGUCAGUGCACGCCGUCUGUGAUCAGCGCCAACCGGCCUUAAGGAACCGAGGCCAGCGAGACAGAGAGAGGAGGCAGAGGACUUCAGAGCAACAGACUCUGGGAUCCUGGCCAUGAGGUUUGAUGCCUCCAUCCACUGACCGGAAACACUGGACCUAAAUGGCGCAGCAUGACUUUGUCCCUGCCUGGCUUAACUUCUCCACGCCCCAGCCUGCCAAGUCCCCUGCUGCCAACCUCGACAAGCAAGGUGAGCCUCACCACCACAGAGACGCCAGACCUGCUGUGAGCCGCCGCCGCCACAACUCCUCAGAUGGUUUCUUCAACAAUGGCUCCCUGCGUGCUCCAGCAGGCGAUGGAUGGCAGCAGCCCUCGCUGCUACUGAGGCAUGACUCAGUGGACUCGGGGGUGGCCAAGGGGGGGCACGGCGGACUGGCAGGGGGCUCUUGUUGGAAGGAAACACCCGCCUGGCACGGAGCUCCCCGAGGAGCCCAGGACGGCCACCACCAGGGACGUCAUCCCAAACGAGGAGGGGGCGACAGGGACAGGCAGGGGGGGCACAGGCAGCGCAACGGCAACUUCCAUCCCCGCAAGGGGACUCCGUACCAGGACAAGUUUCCCAACGAGGAACGCAAAGACAGCAAGGACGACAAGCUGAAUUUCGUAGAAGAGGACUUUCCCUCCCUCAACCCUGAAACAACUGGAAAGCCUGGCAGCCAGAUGCGAGCAGUUGCUCCCCAUGCUGGGGUGUGGGAAAACCCUCCUGUUGGCAAACAGAUGGUGUCCAAAAUGCUGGUCAUCAAGAAGGUUUCCAAGGAAGACGCUGGAACAGCUUUCUCUGCAGGGUUCGCCACUGCCGGCGCCUUGCCCACCAAUGGCAGCAAAGCUCCGCUCACAGGUUCCAGCGUCUACAAGAACCUGGUCCCCAAGCCUGCUGUGGCCCACACCAAGAGCACCCAGUGGAAAUCCGGUGGUAGAGAGAUCACAAAGUCUGGCCUUCACAUGCCCGGCCGGGAUUCAGUCUUCACCAGCCCAGUCUCUGCAGCCAAACCCAGCACCCCGGUCAGCGCUCCACAGCACAACACCCAGAAAGAGCAACCUUCCAGCACGACUCCUCCCAUAGACAUCGCCCCCUCCAGGCUGAAGCUGAUGCGCCGCGGUCCAGACCGAAAGAGCGAAUUCCUGCGAACUCUGAAGGACGAGGGCACCGGGGAGCUGACGACGAGCAGCAGCCCGGGAACAUCAGGAGAGGGUGACAGCAGCACCCCAGAGCCCAAAGCUUACAGUGAGGAGGUCUGCCAUGAGAACGGCCUGUCCUACUCCCUCAGUGAUUCAGAUACAGAACACCUGUCCAGCUCCCUGGAGGCAGAGCACAGGCUGCUGAAGGCGAUGGGCUGGCAGGAGUACCCAGAGAAUGAUGACAACUUCCUGCCUCUGACAGAAGAUGAGCUGAGAGAGUUUCAAACUAAAACAGAACAGCUGAAGAAGAACGGCAUGCAGAGGAACGGGGUUCUCCCGGGGACACGGCGCGUGACCCUCCACUUCACCCCCUGGAGGAGUGUGGCGGAGGCGCACGUGGAGGAGGGUUCAGAAUCGGAAACCAGUAGCAGCAGCCAGAGCUCCGACGACGACGACUGCAUCAGAUCCUAACACGGCUUUACGGAACAAAAACCUACAACAAAACAGCCAACACCACAUCCCAGCAAGCCACCCGCCCACACACCCCCCCCUUCUCCUGUCUCAUCUCUCCUUUAGAGCACCGUUUUGAAUUUCUCAAAUUCUUUUUGUUUUUUCGUCAUUCUUGCACAAGGGAAAAACCAAUCAUAUCCCAGUGAAGGGGGAGAUUCCUGCUCUGCCAGACGUCGUUUUCCCUGCGUUUCCUCCUUCACUGCAGUCCUUGACCUCUGACCCUUUCCUCACCCUCUUCCUUUUUUCUUCCUCGCUUUGUUGAACUGAAGUGUUCAUCAAGAAAAAGAAGGGCAAUGAAUGCACACUUGAUUCUGCUUUAAACAGACUAACUCAUUUCAUUGAUGAUGCUGAUGACACAUUAAUAUUGAUAUUAAUAAAAAUUGGUUCCUGACAAGCUGAUAUGUUUCACUAUGAA